AUGACAGCAGAGGAGACCAUCAACAUCAAGGAGGCAGAGGUGAUCAAGUUGAUAUUGGACUUCCUCAACUCCAGGAAGCUGCACAUCAGCAUGCUGGCCCUGGAGAGGGAGAGCGGCAUCAUCAAUGGACUGUACUCUGAUGACAUGCUCUUCCUCAGGCAGCUUAUUCUAGAUGGCCAAUGGGAGGAGGUAAUGCAGUUCAUACAGCCUUUGGAAGGAAUGGACAAGUUUGACAAGAAAAGGUUCCGUUACAUUAUCCUGAAGCAGAAGUUUCUGGAAGCCCUGUGUGUAAAUAAUGCCAUGUCUGCAGCUGAGGACCCCCAUAAUCUUGAGCUGACCAUGCAGGCAGCAGUUAAGGUUCUCCACAGUCUGGAGGCGUAUUGCCCAGCCAAGGAGGACUACAGCAAACUGUGUCUUCUCCUCACCCUUCCACGCCUCACCCACCAUGCCGAGUUUAAAGACUGGAAUGCCAGCACGGCACGCGUCCAAUGCUUCGAGGAGUGCUGUGCCAUGGUGGCCGAGUUCAUCCCUGCUGACAGGAAGCUGAGUGAGGCAGGCUUUCGAGCUAGUGGUAACCGGCUCUUCCAGCUGCUUAUCAAAGGGAUCCUCUACGAGUGCUGCGUUGAGUUUUGUCAGAGCAAAGCCACUGGUGAGGAGAUUACAGAAGGGGAGGAGCUGCUUGGCGUGGAUAUUCUGUGCGGGAAUGGCUGCGACGAACUGGACCUUUCGCUGCUCUCUUGGCUGCAGAACCUCUCCCCGGGCACCUUCUCCUGUGCCUUCCAGCAGAAGACCCUCAACAUCCACACUGACCGCCUGGUCAAGCCAAGCAAGGCCAGACACGCUGACCUCCUUACCCCUUUGAUCAACCGUCUCUCCCCCUGUCCCUCCUCACCCCUCCGCCAGAGACCACAGUCUGCUGACACCUAUAUGUCCAGAUCUCUCAACCCAGCUCUGGAUGGGCUUUCCCAUGGCCUAGCGGGUCAGGACAAGAGGGGCAUAGAUGAAAGUUUGAAGUCAGCACUUAGCCGGAGCCUGGUGGAGAAUAACCUUCAUCAGCAGGAUGAUUCACCCGAAAGGAAACAACCACAGGGAGUGGAUGGACCCAAUACCACGCACAUCCCUCUGGCCCAUGGGAAGGAUGGCGGGCCACCUUGUAGCAUAGGAAGGAGUGAGAGGCGUGACUCUGCAGAGCAGGUUCAGGAAUACUACCGACAGCGGCUGCGGGUGCAGCAGCACCUGGAGCAGAAGCAGCAGCAGAGGCAACUCUACCAGCAGAUGCUGCUGGAGGGAGGGGUUCGACCACAGGACGGCAGUGGGGCCCGCCAUAACCUCACCGAGACCUUCCUCAGCAGAUCUAUCCAGAAGUUAGAAGAGAUGAACAUGAGUAUGGACCACCAGGGGGACGAGGUGCUUCCCCGUCUGGGACAACAGUGCAAUGGAGGGUUGAUGGGAAAGCCAAGCAGCUCCAUCACUAGGACCUCCAGUGCUGUCAGCAUCCCAGAGCCCGGACCCCGCAGAGACAAGCCAGGUGGGGCCACCUCCAGCAGUAGUUGCAGCAGCAUACCGUCUCUCAGCGAGGCCCCUGUUCCUGCCAGCCAGAGUACCAAGAGGAUCAGGGCCACUUAUCCCACAGUCCAAGAUGACAUGCCGAUGCGUAUCACAACACCAGAGCACCAGCAGGGGAAGUCCAAAACCCAGUUUGUGAAGGUGAGCCAACUGGAGGACACUCAGGCGGUGCGCGCUGUCUCUUUCCACCCCUCAGGAGCGCUCUACGCCGUGGGCUCUAAUUCCAAAACUCUCAGAGUCUGUGCCUACCCAGAAACACUCACCACCAGUGGUUCUGGGGCAGUCAAACAGCCACUGGUCCGCUUCAGGAGGAACAAACACCACAAGGGCUCCAUCUACUGUGUGGCCUGGAGCCACUGUGGACAGCUGCUGGCCACAGGCUCCAAUGACAAAUAUGUGAAAGUCCUGCCUUUCAAUGCAGACACCUGCAAUGCCACAGGCCCAGACCUGGAGUUCAGCAUGCACGACGGUACCAUCAGGGACCUAGCCUUCAUGGAGGGUCCCGAGAGUGGAGGCUCCAUCUUGAUCAGUGCUGGCGCGGGUGACUGCAACAUCUACACCACUGACUGUCAGAGAGGACAGGGCCUCCAUGCCCUCAGCGGACACACUAAUCACAUUCUGUCUCUGUACACAUGGGGGGGCUGGAUGAUCGCCUCUGGCUCACAGGACAAGACAGUCCGCUUCUGGGACCUGCGGGUGCCCAGCUGUGUGCGGGUGGUGGGCACAACUCUGCAUGGUUCAGGGAGUGCGGUCGCCUCGGUGGCAGUGGACCCCAGCGGUCGCCUGCUGGCCACAGGUCAGGAGGACAGCACCUGCAUGCUGUAUGACAUCCGAGGAGGCCGCAUGGUGCAGACAUAUCGCCCACACGGCAGCGAUGUGCGCUCCGUGCGCUUCUCCCCCGGGGCCCACUACCUCCUGACGGGCUCCUACGACAGCAAAAUCAUCAUCUCUGACCUGCAAGGUGACCUGACUAAGCCGCUACCUCAGAUGGUGGCAGGGGAACACUUGGAUAAGGUGAUCCAGUGCAGAUGGCACACCCACGACGCAUCCUUCUUGUCCUCCUCCGCCGACAGGACCGUCACACUCUGGGUGAAGGGGCCCUGA
Molecule: messenger RNA, 2670 nt
Organism: Lampris incognitus (smalleye Pacific opah)
Lineage: Eukaryota; Metazoa; Chordata; Actinopteri; Lampriformes; Lampridae
Product: WD repeat-containing protein 47-like
Exons: 16
Coding region: 1-2670 (889 amino acids)
Molecular function (GO): protein binding
Source: RefSeq, a predicted model, not a curated record